CGGGUCGUUUUGUGAAUGAACGCUGACUGCAGCCCCCGCGGGGGGGGGUUAUUGUAUUGGGGGUUAUUUAUUGAUCCGGGCUUGACCUCCACCCCCCUCCCUGAUUUUGUAAUAAAAAGGGUUUCCGAGGAGAAAAUCUCUGCGUUUUCAAUAAAGACCUUGCACGGGGCGGGGGAGACGGAGGGAAGCCCGACGUCCCGGCCGCCGCCCCGCCCCCGCAGGCCCCCGGGCCCCGAUCCCGGCCGUGCAGUACCGUGCCGUGCAGUGCCGGGGCGGGGCGGGGCCAAGGCCGGGGCGGGCCGGGCCGGGCGGUGGCGGCGAUGCGGGGCGGCGCCGGGGCCCGCCUGGCAGUGCUGCUGCUCGGGCUCGGGGGAGCCGCCAGCGCCGUGGGCCGCUCAGGUUGUCCCCGUGCGGCCAUAUGAGGACUGGUGGGCCUACAAGGAAUCUUUGCAUGGCAGCUUUGUCCCCGGGCCGCCCUUCUGGGGCCUAGUAAACUCAGCAUGGAGCCUAUGUGCUGUUGGCAAGCGCCAGUCACCUGUGGAUGUGGACAGCAGCCAGGUGAUGUAUGACCCCUUCCUGCCUCCACUGCGCCUCAGCACCGGGGGCCAGACGGUGAGUGGUACCAUGUACAACACGGGGCGCCAUGUGUCCUUCCGCCCUGAGCAGCUGCAGCUGGUAAACAUCUCUGGGGGGCCCCUGCUCUACAGCCACCGCCUAGAGGAGCUACAUCUGCACUUUGGGGGCCAUGAUACCACCGGCUCCGAGCACCGCCUCGACCAGCAGCCCUUCCCUGCUGAGGUGCAGCUGAUCCACUACAACCAGGAGCUGUACUCCAAUGCCUCAGAGGCUGCCCGCAGCCCCAGUGGGCUUGCCAUAAUCUCACUGCUGAUUGGGCCAAAUUCCAACCCUUUCCUCAACAGACUCCUCAAUCGGGAAACCAUCACCCGGAUCUCUUAUAAAAAUGAUGCAUACCUGCUGCAGGACCUGCACAUGGAGCAGCUGUACCCUGAGAUAUUUGGGUUCAUCACGUACCAGGGCUCCAUGACAGCGCCCCCCUGCUACGAGACUGUCACUUGGGUCCUCAUCGAUCAGCCCCUCAACAUCACCUCUGUGCAGUGGAUGGUGCCAGACCUGCCCAAACUGUCAGCUAGCAGGCAGUUCCUGCACCUUCUGACCAGACAACAGGCCCCUUUCCACAGGGGCAACUGGGGAGUCCCCAACAAUAUGAGGGUCCCAGCCCCUUCCCCCUAACCAUGAUGCCAUCCCCUGAAGUGACAGGUGCUACGCUGGGUCACUGUUCGGAGGUAGAUUUGGGGGUGGAAUGAGGGUGAGGGUGUCUGUCUCAGUACUGCCUUCUCUUCCAAGGCUUCCCCAGUUUAGCUGUGGAGGGACCAUACCCCACAGUUCAGAGAUCAGAAUGCCCCUAGAGUUGUCCCCGGGGCUGACAGUGGCUAUCAGCCCUGCAUCCCAACACUAGGGAGAGGGUCCUUGUCUUAAAGUUUGCCUCCAGGGGCUG
Alligator mississippiensis (American alligator) is the source of this 1516-nucleotide messenger RNA. RefSeq names its product carbonic anhydrase 11 (gene CA11). The record is from RefSeq and is a predicted model, not a curated record. Lineage: Eukaryota; Metazoa; Chordata; Crocodylia; Alligatoridae. The transcript is spliced from 8 exons. The coding region runs from base 16 to 1251 and encodes 411 amino acids. Gene Ontology annotation, molecular function: zinc ion binding; carbonate dehydratase activity.